AUGAAAGCUAUAUCAAUCUGUGCAGUUGCUACAUGUUUUGCCUGUCUCAAUUCUAAUCCAAUCACAAAGACGGACUUUGGAGUAACUGUUGACGUAGUCGCUCAUGAUGUAACAAUACUACUGAAUUAUCUCAAUUUAACAUUUCAAAAAGAGUCGAAGCAUCUGACAGUGAAAUUGCAAAGCCGUGAAAAACAGCUAAAUUGUACAUUUUCAAAUAAAAACGACGACGAUAAGAUUAAAUGGAUAUUUUGUGCAUAUAAUGCAAUUUAUGACAUACUGCAAAGUAUCAGAGACAAAUAUGGAUUAAGUUUUGAAACUGCUGAGAUAAUUACGGCUCAUAUAACAAAGAUUUUGUGCGACUUUAAGUUAUAUAUAAUGCAGCUUCAGAAUACAGACGAUGAUAUAGUUAAAAGUUUACCGGGAUGUCCAAGUAGGAAAUGUAAAGAAAAAGAACUUAAAAUGCGGGAAAUGAUGCAGUCAUUGAGAGACGCAAUAACUAUAGUCGGAAGCAUAAAAAAAAGUGUUCGACAAGUUUUUGAAGUUGAUGAAAUGAAGGAAGAUAUUUUAAAAUCAACUGUACAAAACGUUAUUCAAACAACAGUGCAUAGUAUCACACAGGUAUCUACGAAUUCUGUAAUGUCUACUACUGACAAAGGCAUAUUAGAAAAUGUGACUGAUGCUUCAUUAAAAGACGCAAAUGUAACUGCAGAGAACAAUGUAAGCAAUAGAAAAGCACAUCGAUCUAAAAGAAUGAGAAAAAAUAAGAAAAAGCGAAAAAAUCGCAAAUGUAGGAACAGAAAAGGAAAAGACGAAGUUCGCAAAUGUAAAAGGCGUAACAGAAAUAGGCGGAAAAAUAGAAAAGGCAACAAACUAAACAGAAAACACAGUCGAAGAAAUAGAAGAAGAAAGAAUUUGAAAAAUAGGAAGAAAAAUAAAAACAGUUCUUCAAGGAAAGAUAAAAGAAGAAACAAAACAAAACAUUGAUACUGCUUGUAAGAUUUCGUUUAUCUUCAAAUACAAUUGAUCCUCAAUACUAGUCAAAAGUGAUUUGCAUUUAACCACAAAAAUAUAGUCAAAUAGUUUACUUUUAUAUAUAUAUGAUUGUGACUCUAGAAUUUCAUUUACUUAUCUAUUGCAUUUCGAAAAUCUCAAAAACAAUGUGUUCUGAAUUAUAAGGUGCAUAUAAUGUUCAUUAUUUUUAUUUUUAUAGACUGCUAAUAUGAAUAUGUAUAUACUUUUUGUAAAAAAAACUUUAUUUUAAAAAUUUUACUUUCUGUAAUUAUUACCAAUGUGUUGUAUGUUAUAUAUUUUUUUAUAAAUAUGUGUUCAAAUAAAAUAAACACAGUGCAAAUCCUGUCAAAGGAAACGAUAUCUUGACGAAUAGAAGUCUUAAAGCGAUUUUCCCCUUAUAUUUAUUUUAUAAGAAAAGUUCAAAAUAUCAUUGAAAUAGGUUAGAUUUUACCAUAUUUUUAUAUGUUUCUGGAUAUGCGAUCGAACUUUAAAAACCCAAAGAUUACUCUGGACCAUAAAUAUGUCCGAAUUCCAGUAAUGGGUUUUGGUAAUUCUUCGAUUUUUAUCAUGAGAGUGAAAAAAUGGAAAAUCGUCAUUUAUCUGUAUUUGUGAAGGACACAAGUUGCAUUCUGACAGUUAUGGAAUUCAUUUUCUAUGGUAUGUAGAAAAGAAAUAGUUUUCAUAUUUUUGUAAUCCAGUUAGGA
Molecule: messenger RNA, 1715 nt
Organism: Mytilus trossulus (common blue mussel)
Lineage: Eukaryota; Metazoa; Mollusca; Bivalvia; Mytilida; Mytilidae
Exons: 4
Coding region: 1-984 (327 amino acids)
Source: RefSeq, a predicted model, not a curated record